Molecule: messenger RNA, 840 nt
Organism: Sugiyamaella lignohabitans
Lineage: Eukaryota; Fungi; Ascomycota; Dipodascomycetes; Dipodascales; Trichomonascaceae
Gene: YKE4
Product: Zn(2+) transporter YKE4
Exons: 1
Coding region: 1-840 (279 amino acids)
Biological process (GO): intracellular zinc ion homeostasis; zinc ion transmembrane transport
Cellular component (GO): membrane
Molecular function (GO): zinc ion transmembrane transporter activity
Source: RefSeq, a predicted model, not a curated record
AUGGGCUUUCUGUUAUUUGUUGUUAUUGAUAAGACUAUGAGGGUUUUUAGUGGCCAAAAUGGACAUAGUCAUGGUCAUGAUCAUAGCCAUGCUCACGACCAUUGCCAUAGCCAAAAGAGCAAGCAUGAAAAAGAAUCAGAACAAACCUUGGAAAAUAUUGCAAUUGCUUCGGGUAGCAAGAAGUCAAGCUCUAUAUCAUCGAUUAAAAAGAGAAAUAAAAGUGAAACAGAUGAGUCCAAAAAAAGGGAUCAAACUUUUGAAGAAGAGGCUAGGCAUAGAGAGUCAGCGGUGUCUAAUCCAAGCACUUCGGCAACAUUAUCUGCUUAUUUAAACAUGAUAGCUGACUUUUCACACAAUAUCACAGAUGGACUCGCUAUGUCAGCAUCAUUCUACGUUGGCCAAAAUAUUGGUGCUUCGAAUUGCUUUGCAAUGUUCUGGCAUGAGGCUCCACAUCAAGUUGGUGAUUUUGUUCUUCUGUUACAGGGAGGCUUUAGUAAAAAGAAAGCGUUAAAGGCUCAGUUUGUCACAGUGUUUGGUGCCUACCUUGGGACUAUGAUUGGGAUCGCCUUGAACUCUUUUGCAUUACCAUUUGCGACUAACGCUGAAACUGCGCGGGCGUCUGUUGCGCCUGGUAUAUUUGGUUCCAAUGUGAUGAUCAGUGAUCUCAUGCUGCCAUUUUCAACUGGCGCUUUUCUCUACAUUGCCACUGUGGGCAUUCUUCCGGAAGUCCUUCAUAGUGAAGAGGAUGUAAAUACUACUAAAAUGGGGCAUGCCGUUAAAUGCAUAUUUCAACUUGUUUCUGCAUUAGGUGGUUUAUAUAUAAUGUUCAUAUUGUCGUAA